Messenger RNA from Physcomitrium patens, 2043 nucleotides. The record is from RefSeq and is a predicted model, not a curated record. Lineage: Eukaryota; Viridiplantae; Streptophyta; Bryopsida; Funariales; Funariaceae.
GAUAGUGUUAUUAGCUGUGUUUCACAGAUACAUGGAGGCUCAUCAGGGAGCACUUCCAAACGUUACUACUGUGCUCAAGAACACUGGUGGGGCCAGGAAUGUGGUAAAAGACAUCCUUAGUGGUUUAGAGAGCCGCUACACGCAGCCAAUAUCUGCACAGGAUUUCGCGAGCAACGUAAGCAUUGAAGAAGAAGAGAAAGAGGAAUCGUCCAGUGAAAUUAUUGAUGAAGAAAGAGAAGAAGCUGGAAUGUACAAUCAUUUAGGUUUACAUGAGGAAGACGAAGAAGAAGAAGAAGAAAAAGCAGGAGAAAUCAAAAUCGUAGGAGAUGAAGAUGCAGAAAGCGAAGGUGAGGACGAAGAUGCGGAGGAUGAAUUUGAAGAGUGUGAGUCUUCUGGGGUUAGAGGUAACGAGAACGAGGACAUCGAGAGGAAAACUGUGACAUCUAGUUACGAUGGAACAACCGGUUCAAGUCAAGUUGGAUCAGAGACUCACAAUCGAUUGUCUUUACGACUUCGUGGGAUGGGAAUCUCUAAUUCACUACAGCAACUUACUAGAUAUGACUCAUCUGAGGUACAGGGAACAUCUAGAAGAUUUCGUCCUUCUGGUAUGGCUGGCUCAUAUUUGCCUGGGCAAGACUUUUCAGAGAGUGAUUCUAACAAGGAGAAUGGAAGGGUACCAGGACGGCAAGCCCUUGGUUACUCUAGUGCUGCAGAAAAUGGGCCUAGGAAUGGCACUUAUAGUGGAGGUCGUAUGGAGGAUGCUUCAGGAACAAGUUCGGACGAAAGGCAUGGUAUCUUCGUACGGUACUUGUCAUGUCGUGCUACUCCGAAAGAUUUAAGGGAAGCUUUUGCUGACUGCGGGGAUAUAGUUAGAGCUUAUGCUAUUAGAGCUCGACCUAAUGUCAAGUAUACAUAUGGGUUUGUUGACUUCAAGACAGCCGAAGCUUUGCAGAAAGCACUAGCGAAAACCAGAGUUUAUAUUAGAGGGUCUCGAGUAACAACUGAGCCCAGUACAACUACCCCGCACCACCUCUCGAACAAGUCUUGGGAUGAUAGUCAAAAUUCUAGCGCUGGCGGUGUAGAAUCCACCACAUCUCAAGGGACAGAAAAAGUAACUGGUACAUAUGUGGAUGCACCAAAUGUGAAAGCGAUCAGAGGGAGCGGUUACAAAGUUGCGGUUAUGGGGAUCCCUAUGAACGUUCCGUUAUCCGAAGUUCAAAGUGCCUUGUCCAAGUAUGGUGAAAUUGUUUUAUCGGAUAUGAAACAGGAAAACAUAGGAACUUACUCUGCUAACUUGGAGUUCAAGGCUGUCGAUUCACGAGAUGACGCACUCUCGGCAAAGUCAGUGCAACUAAACGGAUCACAGUAUCCUAUUUUUAGGGUCAACCCUGUGAAUACCUCAGUGGUGCGAUUGAGCAAUGUGGGUGUCGAAGCGAAUCUCGACCAGAUUGGAGCAACAUGCGAACUUUUUGGGCGGGUUUCGGAAGUGGUUGCUCGCUGUGAUUUUUCAGUAGAUGUCUACUUUCAAUCAACGGAGUUGGAAAACAUGUCAAGGAUCCUGGCCAGGCUGAAUGAGGUGACAAUGAAUGGUCGGCGGUGGCAUGCACAACCUUCUCCUUGUUUGGGUUCUGGUUCCUAUGAAGCUUUGUUAAAAACAAGAGAGGGUCAAGAAUGGUUGCAACUUGAAAGCGAGCGUAUGCUCAGUAAAGUUGAAAAUGCGCUCAAGGAACUGGUAGUGGACGUAGAAGAUUUGCAAGAGCUGGUGAAAGUUAACAGACGCUACAUGGAGUUAACCAAAAAUAGUGGUGAUUGAUACGCUCCACAAUCCUCUCUUCAUCAGAUAUCUAGUACAAGAAUGAUUCACUUAGUGUAGGAGCCUCUGUAGUAGGUCAAGUCCAACAUCACGUCUUAAGAUUUACCUGCUCUGUCAAAGGUGUCUCGGAAAUACAAGACUCAAUUGAGGAAUCUAACAUGUUGCCUGAGAACAUAUCUGUAUUCAGUGGGUAUCAUUUUUCAUGAAACCGUGUUCUCAACUUCCCUCUA